Molecule: messenger RNA, 655 nt
Organism: Thamnophis elegans (Western terrestrial garter snake)
Lineage: Eukaryota; Metazoa; Chordata; Lepidosauria; Squamata; Natricidae
Gene: RPL22L1
Product: ribosomal protein L22 like 1
Exons: 4
Coding region: 97-462 (121 amino acids)
Biological process (GO): cytoplasmic translation
Cellular component (GO): ribosome
Molecular function (GO): structural constituent of ribosome; RNA binding
Source: RefSeq, a predicted model, not a curated record
CACGCCUGACGUAGAUUGCGUCACAGGCGGAUCGCCUAUAAAAGAAGGCCGCGCGGAGACCGUGGCCCUUUUCAGGGAUCCGAAGAGCUUGUCGACAUGGCGCCGCAAAAAGACAAACUGAAAAGGACAGCCUGCAAGUAUAACCUUGAUCUUACCCACCCUGUGGAAGAUGGCAUAUUUGACUCGGGAAACUUUGAACAGUUCUUGAAUGAGAGAAUUAAAGUCAAUGGAAAAACAGGAAACCUGGGGAAUGUAGUUCACAUUGAACGCUUUAAAAAUAAGAUCACAGUAACGUCAGAAAAGCAGUUCUCAAAAAGGUACCUUAAAUAUCUCACGAAGAAGUACCUCAAGAAGCACAAUCUUCGUGACUGGUUGCGCGUGGUAGCAUCCGACAAGGAGACCUACGAGCUGCGUUAUUUCCAGAUCAGUCAUGAUGAUGAAGGGUCUGAAGCUGAGGAAUGAAUGAGUUUAUAAAUGGAGCAUCUUGUUCCUGGAUGAAGAGAGUAUAUGCACAAUCAACUAUUUAUGAGCAUGCACUAACUUAUUGCCAAACAGAUCCUGUAUGCUUUUUGAAAUCUCCUGUCACCUCUGAGAUAUAUUUUAAAAAGUGUCAUUAAAUGGCUAUUCUGAGAAAAAAAUCGUUUUAUUUCUGCGG